Molecule: messenger RNA, 2046 nt
Organism: Drosophila eugracilis
Lineage: Eukaryota; Metazoa; Arthropoda; Insecta; Diptera; Drosophilidae
Gene: Stip1
Product: stress-induced-phosphoprotein 1
Exons: 4
Coding region: 154-1626 (490 amino acids)
Molecular function (GO): Hsp90 protein binding
Source: RefSeq, a predicted model, not a curated record
AUGACAACCCUGUCGAUUUGCUUCUAGAAAAGUCGGCAUUUUUCGCAUUUUCAUCUGGCCCGACCCGGUUAGCAGCGUGUUUCAUUUAAUAAUUUAAUAAUUAUCAAGAAAAAAAGGACAAAUUAGCUACCAUCAUCCGCUCCACCAGCAGAAAUGGACAAGGUGAACGAACUCAAGGAAAAGGGCAACAAGGCGCUUAAUGCUGAGAAAUUCGACGAGGCUGUGUCGGCGUACACUGAGGCCAUCUCACUGGAUGGCCAGAACCAUGUGCUUUACAGCAACCGAUCGGCGGCUUUUGCAAAGGCUGGAAAGUUUCAGGAAGCUCUGGAGGAUGCGGAGAAGACCAUUGAGCUCAAUCCCACCUGGCCAAAGGGCUACUCCCGCAAAGGAGUUGCUGCCGCCGGUUUGCAUGACUACAUGAAGGCCUUUGCGGCAUACAACGAGGGUCUCAAAUACGAUCCCAAUAGUGCUAUACUCUUGCAGGGUCGUACGGACACUACUGCCUCGGCUCUAAACUAUAUGCAAUCGCACGGCGAUAUACCCAUGGACAUAGAUCCUCAGCAGACGCACAGCCGAAGGGCUCCUUCUCCACCGCCUGCAAAACCAGCUGAGCCCCAAAAACCGGCAGAACCUCGGGUUGAGGACAUGAACGAGGAGGAAAAGAAGAAGUACUUUGCCAAGAAGGAAAAGGAACUUGGCAAUGCCGCUUACAAAAAGAAGGACUUUGAAACAGCCUUGAAACACUACAACGCUGCCAUUGAACACGAUCCCACAGAUAUCACCUUUUACAACAAUAUAGCUGCCGUUCACUUCGAGCGUAAGGAGUACGAGGAGUGCAUUAAGCAGUGCGAAAAGGGUAUCGAGGUGGGGCGCGAAAGUCGCGCUGACUUCAAGCUGAUAGCCAAGUCAUUUGCUCGCAUCGGGAACACCUAUCGCAAGCAGGAAAACUAUAAGCAGGCGAAGGUGUUCUACGAGAAGGCCAUGUCUGAGCAUCGCACUCCGGAGAUCAAAACAUCGCUAAGUGAGGUGGAGGCCAAGAUAAAGGAGGAGGAGAGAAUGGCCUAUAUCAAUCCAGAGAAGGCCGAGGAGGAGAAAGAACAAGGCAACCACUUCUUUAAAAAGGGCGACUACAGCAAUGCCGUAAAACACUAUACCGAGGCUAUCAAACGCAACCCGGAUGAUCCCAAGCUGUAUAGCAACCGCGCCGCCUGCUACACUAAGCUGGCCGCCUUCGACUUGGGGCUCAAGGAUUGCGACACUUGCAUUAAGCUGGACGAGAAGUUUAUUAAGGGCUACAUUCGCAAGGGCAAAAUCUUGCAGGGCAUGCAGCAACAAUCUAAGGCCCAGGCCGCCUACCAAAAGGCCCUGGAACUGGACCCCAACAACGCGGAAGCCGUCGAGGGUUAUCGUCAAUGUUCGAUAAAUUUCCAGCGAAAUCCUCAGGAAGUUCUGAAGAAUGCCAUGUCGGACCCGGAAAUUCAGCAAAUUCUCAAGGACCCGGCCAUGCGCAUGAUCCUCGAGCAGAUGCAGAAUGAUCCCAAUGCGGUCAAAGAACAUUUGCAGAAUCCAGCAAUCGCCGAUAAGAUAAUGAAACUGCUGGAAUCAGGCAUCAUUCAGAUACACUAGGUACUCCACCCCCAAACGCGCACACUCAUACACCCACUAACCCACAUACCAACCAUAUUGAUACACAUUCAGGAGACGAACCCUCAAUAAUAUGAAUUAUACAAAAUGUAUGGCACCUCCAAGCUGGUUAAAUAAUGUAUCGUUUUUUUAUGAAACGGGCCACAAAUAAUGCUAAACGUAAUUACCUUAGAAAUCGCAACUCCUAAACGCAGAACGACGAUAACUACCACUAACUAAAAAAAACUAAAACUAAAAGGAGAAAAAAAAACAUUGAUAAAUGUCUGCCUAGUUGAUUUACGCAGACGGAUGGAGUAGGCUCCAAACGUCAAGGUCCUUAUUUUCUUACUACAAUAAAUAUGCUGUAGCUUAGCUCUAAAAUAAGUUUUUGAAUGUAAAAUAAAAAGAGUCAACGAAUGGUAA